Schistosoma curassoni is the source of this 3332-nucleotide messenger RNA. The record is from the annotation of a GenBank genome assembly. Lineage: Eukaryota; Metazoa; Platyhelminthes; Trematoda; Strigeidida; Schistosomatidae.
GUAAACAACACUCGCGCCUCGAGAAGGCAGUGCGUAGGACUUCCCUAACAGAGGCUAUAUACGCGUGGCCAUGUGAGAGCAUUUCGAGAGGGAGAGUGGACUCUCCCUACUUUCGGCCGUACCAGGACAUUUGAGGGCAAGUAAUUUUAGACUGACGCAUUGUCAUGGUUACCGUAGACAGACUUUCUGUUUUAGUGUUUCAUGACAGCAUUCAGGUGUAAGUUAUCCAAUCACAAAUCGUCACAUUCCACAGCAGCACGAUAACAAAACUAACAGCAUGUAAGGCAGUGAGUACAUGCACAUGUGCAUCCUAUUCUGAUUACUUCUAGUCACAAGCGUUAUAAGCAGAGAUAAACAGUUGCUAGUAGUGGAAGCCAGGAUACGCAUUUCGUCCUAGCUUGUGCAGUGGUAUGAAGUUUAAUUCAUUUUUGUAUUGAUUGUUUGAAUCUUCCCAUUGGUGUUUAGGACUGCAAUGAUAUAAGUAGCCAUGUUUUUCUGAAUUAAAAUAUUUGGUUCUUUGAUCAGCUUUCGGAAACAACAACUAGCUAUCAUUCUGAACCUCUUUGGAACUUGGAUGGACCACUUUUGUUCCUUAUUUGAUCAGAUAAAUAUUGCUAAUUGUCAUUAUUGUUAACCGGCCACAGGUAAUUUACGGAUAGAUGAACAAGCCAACAUGGAAAAGCACUGUCUCACAGUACUUCAUUGUUUAAUGUCACUUAACCCUAUUUCAUGUAAAUGAAAAUCAAAGAACUAAGCAAUAUUAAAUUUACAUCCUUACAUUAUCGUUUCAGAUCCCUAAAUGUUUAAGAAAUACACCACAACAAGCUCACUAAUGAAGUGAAAAUUAGACUAGGUUUAGAACAUUUAGUGUUGAGAAGAAAUGGUGGAUACGAGUUGAUCCAAGUUGUAUGAAAAUGUAAAAGGGCAAAUCUACUAACUUGUGGUCUUUUAUUAGGAUUGAUAUUUCAAUUCUUCCAUAACUGAUAUAUAUCAUAUGGAGUUCAACCAGAAGUGUGUUUUAUCGACCAUUCAAAUUCUAACUACUGGUUUUUUCAUCUUGACUCGAACGAUGUUGCAUAUCAAGUUGUAAGUGGAUAGAGUUAGAUGAAUCUGCACAACUAAGAUUAUAAGCUUGUUUAGGUUAUGAGAGAACUACGUUCAGCCAUUUUCUUAUUAGUGUCAGUUUCAAAUUAUUAGUUGAAUAAACGAUGUGAAAGUGAACUUAUUGUAGAUCGUUUAAACAUCAGUAACAGUUACUGGUGUAUCUCAUUAUGUAUAUCUUUUCGAAAUUUCACUCGCGAAUUUUUACGAAUAUUUUCCUUUUUCAUGAAUCACUACAGAUUUUCGCCCAAUACCUUCGAAGAAUCAUACUGCACUGGUUCCCCGAUGCACCUAAUGUACACAUAAGUCAACGAGUGGGACAACUAUGGAGAAAACUAGAUUUGAAAAUGCGUGGUAAAUACAUAGAUGAAGCUUUUCGCUUGCAACAGUUACAUGCCAUAGAAUUUCCUGACUAUAAGUAUAAACCUAAAAAACGUGCACGUAAUGUAAAUAGCGAUGACAACAAAAUUGAAGCUGAUGAAUGUAUUCCCAAGUCAGAAAUCGUCGUACAAAUUACAUCGAAAUCGAUUACGCCUAAUAACAACAAUAAUUGUAAAAUGAACCAUGAGAAUAAUGCAUUUCCCGUUGAUCAAAAUUUUUCCACUCGCUUGAACAAUCAAAAUUCUGAUGAAAGUCAUGCUCAAAACCAAACGCCAAUGAUAAUUGAACAAAACCGAACAUCUGUUGUUAACUCUAUCAAUUGCUGCAGAAAUUACUUACAACCAAAUCCACAGGUAAAUAAUAAAUUGAACAUGGAAUUAUACCAACCAGUAAAAGUAGAUUAUAAUUAUUCCCAUGCAACACGUGUUAACAAUCCAUAUGACAAAAGAGUGUUCAUAUCACCUGCCAUAAAUGACAACUAUAUUUCUAAGGAAAAUAAAGAAGUCGACGAAACAAUGACAUUAUUAGUUACUGAUAGUGGGGACAUCGAACAUGUAACUUAUCAAUUGCAUAAAAUUAUACCAUGUCAAACUACUGACGGAAUAACUGAAUCCCUGAUAUCACCAUCGUCACUAAACCAGGGAAAUCAAAUCAAGGAAAUUCGAAUUUUGAAUAUACAGUCACCAACUGUUCAACAACUUGUAAAUAAACAACCAAUGAUAUAUCGUACUUUCCUGUGUGAACCUCCCAAAGCGACUUUUAUUAGGCAGUCUACAGUAAUCCCAAUUAAAACAAAUUCCUCAAUGUUAAAUGGCAUGCUGCUGGAUACUAAUAUAAAUAAUUUAAGUUUUCAGCCAUUCAUUACACAAACAACUGACAGCACUACAUCAUACUUACCUCCGACUUCCUCUAAAAUUGGAUUUAAUCAUGAUAAAGUAAGUUCUAAUCCUUUGUCGGAAAUCAAACUAGGAAAUAUUGAAUCUCAAUAUAACAACUUGCCGAGCACCUGUAACCAUAAUAUAAGUUAUCCAAGAGAAAGACUAAGUACAAAAUAUGUUAUAAAGGACAGUCAGGUGUUAAAUUCUAAACAAGAUAUUAGUGAUGAAAAGAAGUCUGCUACUACUGAUUUAUAUGGUAUUGAUGAGAAAUUUCUCGGUGUGUUAUCCAGUCGUCAUAUAAAUACGUCCCUAUUCGUGGAGAACCUCAAGUCAAAGUAUGAAGACGAAAAUGUCGAUACAGCACUCAGUUUUAAUGAUAUUGAAACAUGCAAGUCAGGAACUUCACUUGACGAACUUGAACAGAUCACUUUAUUUUCUUGUGAUAGUAAUAACGACUUCUUACAGACUAUACCCUCUUCGAAUCUACCGACUGAAAACUCCCCAUUAAUUUUACAGUCUGCAAGUAUUAACAACUGCCCACAAACAAAACUAUCGCCUAAAGACUCAGUCUUACGUACAGAUAACUUCACGCACCCUAACGGCUUGCCAAGUAUUGAAUCAUGGACAUUUGGAACAUCAAAGUCUUUCCAACGAAGUUGAAAUAUUUCUUUUGACUUUUCUUAUAGAAAUCGUAUUCUUUUUGAUAAGAUGCAUCUCUCUUGUAAAAAUUGAUUUUUGGAAACAAUUUCCCUUUUAGUACAAAUGGAAGUGAAGGCGAAUAUGAAAAUAUUUUCUCAAUUAUUUUCCACUUUACAGUUAUUUUUGAAUGGGACCCACUUUGCUUUAUUUUCCUUUUAUGAUCAACUUUUGGUAAAUGCUUGACAGAUAAUUUUGAAUAUUUAUUGCUAUCUGCCAAUUGGUGAACAGAUCGAACAUAAUAUGCCAUUUAUAAUAUAAAUUCUUAUUUUAUGA